AUGGCGCUGCGCCUGCUGGGCCUUGGCCGCGGCCUCCGCGGCCUCUGCGGGCUCGGCACGCGGUGGAUCCAUCAGAGCUCCUUGCGCGCGUUCGAGUUCGUCCCAGAGGCCGUGGAGGAUUUGUUGUACCGAAAGGGUGAAAAGGGGGGCCAUGGAGUCGGCCGCUUUCGGAGGGAGUUGGAGGAAGUCCCACAAGAACAGAGAAGGCUCAUGUCUGUUCUCCGGGAACACACCGAAGCCUUGAAUUGGCAGGGAGCCUUGGAGCUGUGGAACACGGAAAUUCCCAAGGACGCUGGAGAGGAGUGGCACGUGGUGAGUCGGGCUGUGCUCAAUUGCCUCUGCAAAGCCAUGAGAUACGACGAAGCCAAAGAGAUCUUCCAUUCAAUGGCGAAGAGAGAUACAGUGUCAUACAAUCAGAUGCUGUUGAUGCUCGCGAGACUUCGAAGGUUUAUGGAGUUCGAUCAACUCUUAUCCCGGAUGGACAAGGAGGGCGUAGCACGAUCCUCCGUGACCUACUGCAAUAUCAUGACCAAGUGCAAAGAGAACAGAGACUGGCAGGAAGCAGUGAGGACUCUGGAAGAGUUGAAGGCCGGCCUCUCAAGCGAUGAGGCGACCAACUGGAGCUUUGUUUACCUGGCGGCCAUGUCAGCUUGCGCCAAGGGUCGACAGCCGGAUCAGGUCGAAAAGAUGAUGCGGGAGCUGCAAGAGAUGGAUCCGGGUGCGGUACUUCCAAAUCACUGGAAUUCCUGGAUCGUCUCCUGUGCACCUGAUGGAGAGAGAGCCAAUCGUGUCAUGCAGGAGAUGCGCGACGCAGGCUUUACGCCAUCGCCUGUGGAUUUUCGGUCGCUGAUGGUCUGCCACAGGAACUUCGAGGAGCAACGGCGGAUCUACGAGACGAUGCGCAAAGAACAUCCCACCGCCAAACUGCCCGAGGCCUGGGCCGUGCUGCUGCGCAACGCGGUGUUGAAUGAAGAGCCCCAGGCAGUGGACUGGCUGCGGCAAGAGAUGCAGGACAACGGCAUCCCCAUGGACUCCGACCGUGCCCAGCAGGUGCCGCCCCUGCGCCGUGCCCUGAGGAUGUUGGAGGACUGGCAACAGACGGAGCGCCUGGGAACUGUCGCUCCAAAAGCUGCCCCGGCGCCACCUGGAGCUGCGCUGCCCAGUGGCUGGCAAUCCACCACGGAUCCCAACACGGGGCAGCCCUACUAUUGGCGGACCGAAGAUCCUGCCGGAACGGUGACGUGGCAAAGGCCCAGUUAA
Messenger RNA from Cladocopium goreaui, 1260 nucleotides. The record is from the annotation of a GenBank genome assembly. Lineage: Eukaryota; Dinophyceae; Suessiales; Symbiodiniaceae.